GAGGUUAGAUUUUGUUUAGUUCUGGCCGUGAAAAGUAGAAUUUAUCACUUUUUUAAACGUUUUGUGAUAAAGAUAGAGGUGAUACGAACAAAUUUGGGCCUUUCCCGGUCGUGCAAACCGUGGAAAACUGCAGGCCAGAUCCACGACGUGACGCGGCUGAAACCACGAAAAUGUGGGUCGACGACGACGACGAAAUUUGUGUUUCAGUUUUUGUGAAUUAAACUUGCGAGUUCUUGGUUAACGGAAACGGGACCGGAGGGAGAAACCGGAUGAAAGUGCGAUGGACUACGUUUACAUGACGGCGGGCGGCGGAGAUCCGGGCUCGAGGGGUCCGGAGGAGAUCAUCACGCUAACGAUGUACGAUAAUGAUCCGACAGCGGUGGCCGUGGCGGAGUACAGCUCGUUCAACAUCGGUUCCUCGGAAGCGGAGUUUAUGGAGCAUGCGAUGGUAUUGGCGGAUGGUGGCGAUCGGUUCGGUGUGUCCACCGUUUGUUUUGACGCGCAGGAGGAGCUGAUCUGGAUGGGCAAUCAGGGUGGCCACGUCACCUCGUACUACGGUGGCUCGAUGCAGAAGUACACCUCGUUCCAGGUGCACGCCAACGAGGUGGUCCGGCAAAUCGCCACGAUCGAACCGGGCAUCCUGGCGCUUACCCCAACCACCCUACGGCAUCAGAUCCGUCGCGGCAUACCGAAGUUUACGUUUCGAUCCGACCGGAUGGUCGAUAUGGUGUGCAUGAUCGAGCACGCUCCAGCACGUCUGCUGCUCGGUGGUCAUCAGAGCGAUCUGAUCGAGUUCGACAUCGGCACGGCCAGCGAACUGUCGGGUGUGCAGGCCGGUCCAAAUGGAUGUGCGAUCUUGCGACGCCACUCGCGUUACCUCUGUGCCGGUGACGCUUUCGGCACGAUUGCGCUGCGUGAUCCAAACUCGCUGUCCCUGGAGCACGAGCUGCACACGCAUUCGGCCAGUCUGUCCGAUUUCGACGUACAGGGCAACUAUCUCAUCUCGUGUGGAUUCAGCGGUCGCCAGGGUAACCUGACCAUCGAUCGCUUCCUGAUGGUGUACGAUUUGAGGAUGUUACGGCUCGUAUCCCCGAUACAGCUGCUCGUCGAACCGCAGCUGCUGCGUUUCCUGCCAUCGCACUGUUCCCGACUAGCGGUGGUAUCGCCCGAGGGCCAACUGCAGCUGGUCGAUACGGUCGAGCUGAGUGAACCACGCGUCUGUAUGUUCCAGAUCAACACAUCCGGUUCACAGUGCCUGUCGUUCGAUAUUUGCUCCUCGAGUCAGGCCAUGGUGUUCGGGGAUCAAUCCGGCCACAUCAAUCUUAUUUCGGCCGUCAAGAUUAACACACCAACGCUGGCAUUUAAUCCGUACUCACGCGAUACAGAGUUUGCUGAUACACCGAUCGAAUCGCAGCAACCACCGUUUGUACCGCUCACCGAUACCAACUUUCCGCUUUCGUCGAUUCUGCUGCCACAUCUAGUAACCGGUGAUCGGUGGUUAAGCGAUUGGCCUGCUUUGAUGAAUGCAUACGAACACCGGAGACUGAAGCCAAUCGAUCCGCAGAUUCUGUCCACGAUGAAGAUGCAAGGCCCGAUCGGUUAUGCACCGAACCCACGUACUGGUCUUCGCAAUCAGAUACCGUACCUAAUGGAGGGCGGAACUGGUGCUGGCAGUAUGGGCACUGGUAACGGCUCCAAUGUCAACAACUCGUCGCAUCACGCAUCCUCGGCUAAAGGCGGUGGUCUCGGUGGUGCAUCGGGUGGUGGACCUGGUAGCGGUACUGGAGAUCAGCAGGGUAUGCGUAUCGUACCGCGCCGGUACCGUAAGGUAGAGGUUAAGUACAGUAAGCUCGGUUGCCAGGAUUUCGACUUCGAGCAGUACAACCAGACGGGAUUCGUUGGGCUUGAGGCAAGCCUCCCGAAUGCUUACUGUAACGCGAUGCUGCAGGUGCUGUACUUCAUCAUGCCGCUCCGCAAAGCGAUCCUAUCGCACUGCUGCUCGAAGGAAUUUUGUCUUUCGUGUGAACUCGGUUUUCUGUUUCACAUGCUGGACGUCGGUAGCUCGAGCUCACCGUGUCAGGCUAGUAACUUUCUGCGCUCGUUCCGUACCGUCCCGGAAGCAGCUGCACUCGGGUUAAUCCUUUCGUCCGAUCGUGCUUCGAAUACGGCGAACAUAAAUUUGAUCAGCUUGAUACAGAACUGGAAUCGAUUCGUGUUGCACCAGAUACACUACGAACUGCUCGAGGCGAUGAAGAACAACGAAACGAUGCACUUCUACGAGCAUCCACAACACCAUCAGCCCAUCGGACAGCACUCGUUCGACCAACAGCAGCUGGACAGUGUGCAAAAGUUUCAGAUUCUUAACCUUGGCAAUGGUGCUAAGGUAUCUUCGGGACAGCAGCAGCAACAACCAACGGGUAGUAGCACCGCAAAGGAUGAAACAGACAUUAGCCGUCUGUUCGGCACGCAGCAGCAAACGACUCACCGUUGUCUGAAAUGUAACACAAUCCGGGUGAAGGAUAACGUGCUACUGGUCUGUAAUCUGCUGUAUCCGACGAGCACCACCAACAAUGUCGAGGGAACGUUCGGUACGAUCUUGAAACACUCGCUUGGCGUAGAGAAAACCACUCCAGCCUGGUGCGAGACGUGCAACAAGUUUACACCAACGAACCAGAAAUCCCGUGUGACUGAUUUGCCCUCCAUCCUUUCCAUCAAUUGCGGGCUGGACAAUGAAAAGGAGCUCGAGUAUCUGAGGCGUCAAAUGGCUCGCGGUACGGCACAAGGAACGGCGCAAACUCAACAGCAACAGCAGCCAGCUGGAGCUGGGUCACCAGGAGAUCAAUCCGGAACCGGGGGAACUGCCGUUUCGUUCAACGGAUCUAGCACAAGUACCAAGAUGUGUCGUUACGGGACGAACUGCUCACGAGUCGACUGUCACUUUGCACAUCCACGCAAAUCCUCACCAUGCGUCAUAUCAGCAGCCCCGGCCGGAGGGGCGGCAGCCACGCAUGGCAUGCAAAAGUCCUGGUUCCCGCUGAGCUUCCAGAUGCUGCUCGAUGAGGAACGAAAUCUAGAGAUUAGCUCGCUCAGAACGGCUUCGAAUGGGGAAGCGGCGGUGGUAGCCGAAACGAAGGUCACUCAAGGAGAACCCGCAUCGUCAUCAAUAGCAGCAACAGGUGUUUCAGAUGCUUCGACAACCGAAGAAACACCGGAUGAUGAGCCGAAACCAUCUAGUGAUGCAGCAGCACCAGCACCAUCUUCGGACGUGGAAAAGAUUAGCAAAACCUUCAAUUUAUCCGCCGUGGUUUGCUACAUCAACGAUGGGUCCGCUCGCAAUCUGGUGUCACUCAUUCACGUACCAGGCAGCUAUCAUGAGCUGAAACAAUCGAGCGAUCCUACAUCGGGCUCGGCCGCUACUGGUAGUUGGUACAUUUUCAACGAUUUUAGCAUCUCACCGGUUACGGUACAGGAAGCGGUAUGGUUCACGCUCGACUGGAAGGUGCCCUGUGCACUGUUCUAUACCAGCGCCAGCUCAGUCCGUGCACAAGCGAUCGAUGGAGAGGUCGAGUGUGAACGCUUGACGCAGUACGUGAAUCCCUUCUCCACCGAUCUGUUCGUUGAGGAUCCAUCCUUUAUCGGCACUGGUGGCGAUGGUGUUGGGGAUGGUGAACCUUCGUCGCAGCGUGAGGCUGAUGAGUUAUCGGAAGGCUUUAAACCGUUGGCAAGGAAUGAAAUCUUUAGCGCAGGCGAUCUGGUCGCGAUGGAUGCCGAGUUUGUGACGCUGAAUCCGGAGGAAAGUGAAAUCCGUUCCGAUGGAAAGAUGUCGACAGUGAAACCGAGCCAUAUGAGCGUAGCCCGCAUCACGUGCAUCCGAGGACAGGGCGAGGAUGAGGGUGUCCCGUUCAUGGAUGAUUACAUCUCGACGCAGGAACAGGUGGUCGACUAUCUGACCAAGUUUUCCGGCAUCAAACCGGGUGAUUUGGAUGCAAAUUUUAGCAAAAAGCGGCUGACGACGCUCAAGAACUCAUACCAGAAGCUGCGGUACCUGGUCGACAGUGGCGUCGUGUUUGUUGGCCACGGGCUACAGAAUGAUUUUCGCGUCAUCAAUAUCAUCGUACCACCGGAGCAGAUCGUCGAUACGGUGCACCUGUUCCAUCUGCCGCACCAUCGGAUGGUUUCGCUGCGCUUCCUCGCCUGGCAUUUUCUCGGCAUCAAGAUACAGUCGGAAACGCACGAUUCCGUCGAGGACGCUCGGACAGCACUACAGCUGUACAAGCAUUACCUGCGGCUACAGGAAAAGGAUGAGUUUUCUCGGGCGCUCUCGACGUUGUACGAGAAGGGCAAGAAGCUGCAGUGGAAGGUACCGGAUUAGUGGCCAGAGAGGAGCGGGUUUUCGUAUUUUCGUUUUAUUUUUCUUUAUCAUCAUUACACAUCAUUGUUCACGAAGCACGGGUGAACACCAUGCCUGGUAGCUGUUCGCCAGAAAGUUUCAUUCGCUUAUAUGUUCCCAUUUUUCGUCCCAUUUUGUUUGUUCUCUUGUUGUCGGAGCUCCCGAUCAAGAACCAUCUGUGUACAAAAGAGACCGUAAACUCCCUUCGAGAGGGGACACGUGGUGCUCCACGGUGCGAUGAUAUGAACAUUGUAAGAUAGUUUUUUAAUUAAAUACAUAAAAUGACUUGAUUUAGUAUCACAACUA
Messenger RNA from Anopheles darlingi, 4696 nucleotides. RefSeq names its product PAN2-PAN3 deadenylation complex catalytic subunit PAN2 (gene PAN2). Gene Ontology annotation, biological process: mRNA processing; nuclear-transcribed mRNA poly(A) tail shortening. NCBI's taxonomy places the organism in Eukaryota, Metazoa, Arthropoda, Insecta, Diptera, Culicidae. Gene Ontology annotation, molecular function: protein binding; nucleic acid binding; poly(A)-specific ribonuclease activity. The record is from RefSeq and is a predicted model, not a curated record. Gene Ontology annotation, cellular component: P-body; PAN complex. The coding region runs from base 281 to 4372 and encodes 1363 amino acids. The transcript has 4 exons.